Molecule: messenger RNA, 531 nt
Organism: Bombina bombina (fire-bellied toad)
Lineage: Eukaryota; Metazoa; Chordata; Amphibia; Anura; Bombinatoridae
Product: natural cytotoxicity triggering receptor 3
Exons: 4
Coding region: 1-531 (176 amino acids)
Biological process (GO): immune response-activating cell surface receptor signaling pathway; positive regulation of natural killer cell mediated cytotoxicity
Source: RefSeq, a predicted model, not a curated record
AUGAAUGCUUUGUUUCUGCUCUUUAUAGUUGGAGUCUUGCAAGGGUCUCACUCACAGACUGUCUACGUAUCUCAGAUCUCUGCAGUGACCACCACAGAAGGUAGCUCAGUCACCCUACAGUGUAACUACACCCUCAGUGAGGGAGAGAUGGCAAUCAAAGGCUGGUUAAAAUGGUAUCGACAUUUUCUAAAUGGGCCUGAGGUCUCUGAUAAGAACCCAGAUUUUAAAGGACGAGUUGAGAGAACAAGUCAGAGCGAUUUCUUCAAUAAAAGAUCAGCCAAUAUCGUGUUGCACAGAGUGGAACCCACAGACACUGGGAUGUACAUCUGUAAUGUUGCCUUUAGCCUUGAGAAAUCAGCAUACGGCAACGGGACAUUCCUUAAUGUGACAGGGUCUCACUCACAGACUGUCUACGUAUCUCAGAUCUCUGCAGUGACCACCACAGAAGGUAGCUCAGUCACCCUACAGUGUAACUACACCCUCAGUGAGGGAGAGAUGGCAAGCACAGGCUGGUUCAAAUGGACGAGUUGA